CUAUCAAGCUCUCUAUAGUCUAUGCUAGCUAGCCCGUCCGCCACAAGUUCUAUUACUGUUCUCUUCAUUAGAAAAAAUGAUGAAUCCUGCUGAAGGGAAUACAUCAUUGCUUCUUCUCUCCCUUCUUCUUGUUUGCCCAAUCUGCGCUUCCCUUGACACCAUAACACCAGACCAACCCCUCAAGGAUGGUCAACUUCUGCUCUCAAACCAGAAAACCUUUGCACUUGGGUUUUUCAGCCCCGGCCGUUCCAGUCACCGCUACGUUGGAAUUUGGUUUAACCAAAUCACCGAACAAACCGUUGUGUGGGUUGCAAACAGAGACGCUCCUCUCAAUGAUACCUCCGGAGUCCUCUCCAUCAACAGUGAGGGAAACCUUGUACUUCACACCCAAAACCAAACCACUCCUAUUUGGUCCACCAAUGUUUCUUUUUCUGUCUCAUUCACAAAUAAUUCUAUGGCUAAGCUCUUAGAUAUGGGAAAUCUUAUUUUGGUUCAACAAGACAGCCAACGUUGGCAAAGUUUUGAUUAUCCCACCAAUACUCUGCUUUCGUUUAUGAAACUUGGCCUGGACCGGCGGACCGGGUUGAACCGGUUCCUAACAUCUUGGAAGUCCAAAGAUGACCCGGGAAUCGGCAACUACUCAUUUCGAGUAGUUACAACUGGGUACCCUCAAGCAGUCACAUACAUGGGUCGGACUAUAUCAUGGCGUGCUGGAUCUUGGACUGGCCUAAGAUUGGUUGGUAUACUGCCCAGAAUGUUAUCAAAUUACUUCAAUAAUAGCUUUGUGAAUAAUCAAGAUGAAACCACCCUUAUGUACAGUACAUUUUCAAAUUCAGCUGACCCCAAAGUUAUUUCUAAAUUGGUGGUGGAUGAAUCAGGAAUUAUUCGACGGUCUUUAUGGCAGGAGAAUACAUGGGCCGAAAUUUGGUUCCUCCCACAAGAGUUGUGCGAUAAGUAUUUGCAUUGCGGUCCAAAUAGUUAUUGUGACCCACACAAUUUGGUCAUUUCCAAGUGCGAGUGCUUUCCUGGAUUUGAACCCAAGUCAUCUCGUGAUUGCAUGAGGGAAAAGCAAGGAGUGUCCAUGUGCAACAAUGGAGAAGGGUUCGUGAAGUUGGCACAUAUGAAGUUGCCGGAUACUUCAACAGCACAAGCGGACAUGAGUUUGAGUAUGAAAGAGUGUGAGCAAAAGUGUUUGAGGAAUUGUUCUUGUAUGGCUUAUGCAAGUACAAAUGAGAGUGAGGGAGGGAUUGGUUGCUUGACAUGGCAAGGGGACUUGGUGGACGCAAGAACAUAUCCUGAUGUAGGACAAGAUUUAUACAUACGUGUGGAUGCAGUUGUAUUAGCUCAACAUGCUAAGAAAAAUGGUCUUACUCAGAAAAAGAGGAUGCUGGCAAUUCUGGGAGUUUCUGUUGCUGUAAUGUUUCUUCUUAUAGUUUCAGUUGUGUAUUGUUUUGUAAUGAAGAAGAAGAAAGAGAUGAGGCAUGGCACAAAUUCAGAUAGUGCUGACUCCACCUUAACAUACUUCGAGGACUCUCCGAGUAGAAAGGACCUCGAUGGAACUAGAAGAAAUUCAAAUUUACCAUUAUUUGAUCUAAGAAUCAUAAUUGCAGCUACAGAUAACUUCUCUAUUGCUAACAAGCUUGGCCAAGGUGGUUUUGGCCCAGUUUAUAAGGGUUUGCUACAAAAUAGAAUGGAGAUAGUAGUAAAAAGACUAUCAAAAUGCUCUGGACAAGGAAUAGAACAAUUCAAAACAGAAGUUGUACUAAUUGCUAAACUCCAACAUAGAAACCUUGUGAGAAUUUUAGGUUGUUGCAUUCACAAAGAAGAGAAGAUGUUGAUCUAUGAGUACUUGCCAAAUAAAAGCCUGGAUUCUUUCAUUUUUGAUGAAACAAAAAGGUCAUGCUUAGAUUGGGUAAAGCGAUUUGAGAUUAUUUGCGGAAUUGCUCGAGGGAUCUUAUAUCUUCAUCAAGAUUCAAGAUUAAGAAUUAUCCAUAGAGAUUUAAAGGCCAGCAAUGUUCUACUUGACAAUGCAUUGAAUCCAAAAAUUUCAGAUUUUGGUAUGGCUAGAAUUGUUGGAGGGGAUCAAAUUGAAGCUAAUACAAAUUGCAUUGUUGGAACAUUUGGUUAUAUGUCACCUGAGUAUGCAAUGCAAGGACUAUUUUCAAUAAAGUCUGAUGUAUAUAGCUUUGGGGUAUUGCUGUUAGAGAUCAUUACUGGUAAAAAGAACAGUUCUUACCAUCAUGAUGGUCCUUCUGCAAAUUUGAUUGGACAUGUUUGGGACCUAUGGAGAGAAGACAAUUCCAUGAAAAUAGUUGACCCAUUACUAGAUGAGGCAUACCCUGCUAAUGAAGUUUCAAGAUGCAUUCAAAUUGGACUUUUGUGCGUGCAAGAACAUGCAACAGACCGGCCAACCAUGUCAACUGUUGUUUUCAUGUUGGGCAGUGACAAAUCUUUUAAACAAUGAAAGUGUAUCUGAUAUUGACCGUUUACACUUAGUGAUGCUUUAUGCUUUGCACUACGAGAAGGAAAGCCCUGUUCAAUUGAUGCAACUUUUCAACAAACUAGCUUCUUGGUCUGCCAAGUACAAACCAGUGCUUGUCCAGUUGGGGUUGAUAAGCGAAUUGGGGAUCUUUUUGGAAAUUGAGAUCUUUUGAAUAUUGCUCGUAACAUGGCUCGUGCACUGAAGGGGUUUGAGAACGCUUACACCCAGCACCAUCCCCAUUUGUUCCAAACCAUGGAAAGCAUUUCCAAGGGAUGGUUGAGAGAUGUGGACUACCCAUAUGUUGGCAAUCACUUUCAGCAGGGCAGGCAGUGACAAAUCUUUUAAACAAUGAAAGUUCAUCUGAUAUUGACCGUUUACGCUUAGUGAUGCUUUAUGCUUUGCGCUACAAGAAGGAAAACCCUGUUCAAUUGAUGCAACUUUUCAACAAACUAGCUUCUCAGUCUGCCAAGUACAAACCAGGGUUGCUAGUUGAUUCACUGGUUUUGAAAAAUUGGCCAUCAUGGUAUGACAGCUUGUCCAGUUCAUCUUGAAGCAAGCAGGGGUUGAUAAGCGAACUGGGGAUCUUUUUGGAAAUCGAGACCUUUUGAAUAUUGCUCGUAACAUGGCUCGUGGACUGAAGGUUAGUUAGAAACACUUCACUUUUUGCUUGCGGAUGUG
Messenger RNA from Quercus lobata, 3160 nucleotides. RefSeq names its product G-type lectin S-receptor-like serine/threonine-protein kinase RKS1. Gene Ontology annotation, cellular component: plasma membrane. Gene Ontology annotation, biological process: protein phosphorylation; recognition of pollen. NCBI's taxonomy places the organism in Eukaryota, Viridiplantae, Streptophyta, Magnoliopsida, Fagales, Fagaceae. The coding region runs from base 77 to 2464 and encodes 795 amino acids. The transcript is spliced from 12 exons. The record is from RefSeq and is a predicted model, not a curated record. Gene Ontology annotation, molecular function: protein serine/threonine kinase activity; ATP binding.